Messenger RNA from Chelmon rostratus (copperband butterflyfish), 1368 nucleotides. RefSeq names its product glycine receptor, alpha 4a (gene glra4a). Gene Ontology annotation, molecular function: transmitter-gated monoatomic ion channel activity; glycine binding; chloride channel activity. The transcript is spliced from 9 exons. Gene Ontology annotation, cellular component: neuron projection; synapse; plasma membrane. NCBI's taxonomy places the organism in Eukaryota, Metazoa, Chordata, Actinopteri, Chaetodontiformes, Chaetodontidae. The coding region runs from base 1 to 1368 and encodes 455 amino acids. Gene Ontology annotation, biological process: signal transduction; regulation of membrane potential; nervous system process. The record is from RefSeq and is a predicted model, not a curated record.
AUGCUCCCACAGGUCAUUCGGAUUCUGUAUGUCUUGUCUUUCUGCUUUUUCCAAGGAGGCUUUAUCAGACUGAGCUCCUGUAAGGAGGAGAUAAAGCCCCCCGGCAGGGCAGGACCACAGCUGUCACCUUCUGACUUCCUGGACAAGCUCAUGGGGAAGACGUCAGGAUAUGAUGCCCGCAUCAGACCCAACUUCAAAGGCCCACCUGUAAAUGUCACCUGUAAUAUUUUCAUCAACAGCUUUGGGUCCAUCACAGAAACUACAAUGGACUACAGGCUCAACGUAUUUCUACGGCAAAAAUGGAAUGACCCUCGCCUGGCGUACAGCGAAUACCCAGACGACUCCCUUGAUCUGGAUCCAUCCAUGUUGGACUCAAUCUGGAAACCUGAUUUAUUCUUUGCAAACGAGAAAGGGGCCAAUUUCCACGAGGUCACCACCGACAACAAGCUGCUACGGAUUUUCCAAGAUGGCAGCGUUCUGUACAGCAUCAGGCUGACUCUUACCCUGUCCUGCCCUAUGGACUUGAAGAAUUUCCCAAUGGACAUUCAGACCUGUACCAUGCAGCUUGAAAGCUUUGGUUACACCAUGAAUGACUUGAUCUUUGAGUGGCUGUCUGAGAACCCCGUACAGGUGGCUGAUGAUCUCACCCUCCCCCAGUUUGUGCUAAAGGAGGAGAAGGAUUUGGGCUACUGCACUAAGUAUUACAACACAGGUAAAUUCACCUGCAUCGAGGUGAAGUUCCACUUGGAACGCCAAAUGGGCUACUACUUGAUCCAGAUGUACAUCCCUUCCCUCCUCAUCGUCAUCCUCUCGUGGGUGUCUUUCUGGAUAAACAUGGACGCUGCACCAGCCAGAGUGGGUCUGGGCAUCACCACUGUACUGACGAUGACCACGCAGAGUUCUGGUUCAAGAGCCUCACUGCCCAAGGUGUCCUAUGUGAAGGCCAUUGACAUUUGGAUGGCGGUGUGCCUUCUGUUUGUGUUUGCUGCCCUGCUGGAGUACGCAGCGGUUAACUUUGUCUCAAGGCAACACAAGGAGUUCAUCAGGCUGAGGAAAAAGCAGCGGCAGCAGAGAAUAGAGGAGGAACUGGUGAGGGAGAGCCGCGGUUUUUACUUCCGGGGUUACGGGCUGGGUCACUGCCUGCAGAACAAAGACGGUGCCGCUGUGGAGGGGGCCACUGUGUUCACCCCCCCGCCUCCAGUUACCAUGUACGACGGAGAGGUACUUCACAAGCGUUUCGUGGACCGGGCCAAGCGCAUUGACACCAUAUCCAGAGCCGUCUUCCCCUUGAGCUUCCUCAUAUUCAACAUCUUCUACUGGAUCACCUACAAAGUGCUGCGACACGAGGACAUCCACGCAAAUUUGUAA